AUGUCCAUGGACGGCAUUGAUGUGGAAGGGGAGAAGGAAUAUGCCAACAGUAAUGAUGUGGUCCAUGUUGACAUCAAUGCCCUGCUGCUGAUACACAAGCCCAGUAGCCGUGGGUAUUAUGACCCUCCACACAGUCUGCCCCUGGGGUGCCCCACAGGAGCCCCAGAGGUGGGUGGGCUUGCUGCUUACUCGGAUCCCUGGGGUGCCCCACAGGAGCCCCAGAGGUGGGUGGGCUUGCUGCUUACUCGGAUCCCUGGGGUGCCCCACAGGAGCCCCAGAGGCUUUUCUGCCAUUUGCCAAGCAGAGGUCUUCACUAACCCCACCAGGGGGCCGGUGAGGCGGGGCGCUUGUCAGAGCCUCGGGGACCCCAGGAGCUUCUUCAGACUCUUGCCCACCCUGGAAUCCAACUCAGGGGGCCUAGAGUGGCACCCAGGAACUAGUGUUUCCAGAAAAUUUCGUAAAGGAGGUUCUGAAAAAGGUAAGGAACGUGUGGGGAAGAAAACCCCCGAAUUAUUGACAAUGUCAAGGCCCUGGGAAUGCUCAGAAGCGUCGCAGUUCGUGCGCAGCACUGCCCUCUGCUGCUCACAGUCAGACCUGCAGCGGGAUGGCAAUAGCUUCUUUGACUUCCUGAGGGGACCAUGGAGAAGACAGGCUCUCAGUCAUACUGAGUUAAGGAAAGUGGGUGUUUUAGCUCACUUGGAAAGAUGAGAGGCUCAGGCGAGCAAAUCCCACAAAGGAUCUGAAGAACUGCAGAGAGCUCAAGCAGAGGAAAGUGCUCUUGAAACCGAGAUUCAUCAACUGAGGCACUUUCGAGAUAAACUAAGGGCUGAAGGGACAAGGCAAGCCAGAGUUAAAGCAUCUUCUGCCAACGUAGAACCUGACCAAACAGUAGAGAUCAGUGAGCAAGAUGUUUUGGAAAGAAACCAGGAAACCAUGAAAGCCAUUCUGCAAGCAUAUCAUUUUACAGGGCUCAGUGGAAUAGUGACCAGGCAUAGAGCCUGUGUCUGUAUCAGCACUGCUUUUGAGGGGAACUUACUGGAUUCCUAUUUUGUGGACCUUGUCAUACAGAAGCCACUCUGAAUCCAUCAUCAUUCCAUCCCAGUAUUCAUUCCUUUAGAAAAAAUUGCUGCAAAAUACGUACAGACUGAUAUUCAGCAGUUCCUCUUCAGUCUGUGUGAAUACCUAAACGUUUACUCUGGGAGGAAGAACCAGGCAGAUCAACUUCAGAGUAACUUUGCAGCCCUUCUGACUGGGCCCUUGCAGAGAAACUCCCUGUGCAACUUGCUGUCAUUUACUUAUAAGGUGGAUCUGGGGGAUCAGUCCUUCCCAUUUUGUACCAGAUUGCUAUCUAAGGACCUCAGGAGACCACUUCCAAAUGUCACUGUUACAUAUCAAGGAGUGGAAGCAUUGUCCACUUCAUGGGAAAAGCAAAGAGCAUCUCAUGAAACUUUAUUCUGUACGAAGCCCCUGCAUCAAGUGUUUGCUUCAUUUUCAAGAGGAGGAGAAAAAACUGGAUUUGAGUCUGACCUAAAAUAUUGUUUCCAUUGGGAACACAUCUGA
Urocitellus parryii (Arctic ground squirrel) is the source of this 1560-nucleotide messenger RNA. The record is from RefSeq and is a predicted model, not a curated record. NCBI's taxonomy places the organism in Eukaryota, Metazoa, Chordata, Mammalia, Rodentia, Sciuridae.